ACGCUUCGAACCAGUCGACCGUCCACGAAAAAAACAAACUAGCGUUUUUAGCUUAGUUAGUCGCGCGGCUAGCGGUGACGUCACGGUGACGUCACGCUCUCCCUCGUAGCGAUAAUCAUGGCGGAUCAACAAUUCAACAACUUUCUCUGAUCACUGAAGUCUGCCGCUGCCCGCCGUGAUGGAGCACAUUCAAGGGGCCUGGAAGAACAUCAGUCAUGGGUUUGGGUGCAAAGACUCAGUGUUUGAAGAUUCCUGCAUGUCUCCCACCAUCCUCAAGAACUUCCCGUACCGGAGGUUGUCCGAUGACGGGCGAAUCCCAGACUCGAAAACGAGCAGCACAAUCCGUGUCUACCUGCCCAACAAACAGCGGACUGUGGUGAAUGUGCGACCGGGUAUGACGCUGCACAGCUGCCUCAUCAAAGCCCUGAAAGUCCGUGGCCUUCAGCCUGAAUGCUGCGCGGUCUUCAAGCUUCAUCGAGAACAUUCGUUUAAAAAGCUGCGUAUGGAUUGGAGCACUGAUUCUACCUCGCUGGUCGGAGAGGAGUUGCUGGUUGAAGUCUUGGAUCACGUACCCCUGACUACGCACAACUUCGUACGGAAAACCUUUUUGAAGCUGGCCUUUUGUGACAUCUGUCAGAAGUUUCUCCUGCACGGCUUCAGAUGUCAGACGUGCGGCUACAAAUUUCACGAGCACUGCAGCACCAAAGUGCCCACGAUGUGCGUGGACUGGAGCAACAUCCGGCAGCUUCUGCUGUUCCCCACUCCCGGAGAGAACGGGACCCCGGCGCUCCCUCCCCUCUCGUCCCGUCGCAUGCAGAACUCUAAAUUCUCCUUCAGCCCCUAUCACAGAUACUCCACGCCGAACGCUUUAAACUACAUCACCCCCAUGCCGUCCUCCGGCGUCUCUCUCAGUCAUAAAGUGCUGUCCACCUCCACCCCAAACGUCCACAUGGUGAGCACCACCCAGCCGGUCGACGAGGCUGCUUAUCAGGAAGCUUUAGGGCGAGAUGAAUCAGGAAGCCCGACGGAGUGGUCCAAAACCCCGGCUCCGGCACACAGGGAGAAAGCGCCUGCGACGAACACUCAGGAAAAACGCAUCCGUCCCAGAGAGAAGAGAGAUUCCAGCUAUUACUGGGAGAUCGAGGCCACUGAGGUGGUUCUGCUCUCCAGGAUCGGCUCAGGGUCUUUCGGCACAGUUUACAAAGGGAAGUGGCAUGGUGAUGUUGCUGUGAAGAUUUUAAAGGUCACAAAUCCCACACCAGAGCAGUUACAGGCCUUUCGCAAUGAAGUAGCUGUUCUCAGGAAGACCAGGCACGUCAAUAUUGUUUUGUUUAUGGGAUACAUGACCAAGGCAAACUUGGCCAUUGUGACGCAGUGGUGUGAAGGAAGCAGUCUCUACAAACAUCUGCACGUGCAGGAGACCAACUUCCAGAUGUUCCAGCUGAUGGACAUCGCCAGACAGACGGCGCAGGGCAUGGAUUACCUGCAUGCAAAGAAUAUCAUCCAUCGAGACAUGAAGUCAAACAAUAUCUUCCUACAUGAAGGGCUGACGGUGAAGAUCGGUGAUUUUGGUCUGGCCACGGUCAAGGCGCGGUGGAGCGGCCCGCAUCGAGUGGAGCAGCCGUCUGGAUCCAUUCUGUGGAUGGCUCCCGAGGUCAUCCGGAUGCAGGACAACAAUCCUUACAGUUUUCAGUCGGAUGUGUACUCGUACGGUAUCGUCCUGUAUGAGCUGAUGACGGGAGAACUGCCUUAUUCUAUGACUGGAAACAGAGAUCAGAUCAUCUUCAUGGUGGGGAGAGGCUAUCUGACCCCUGACCUCAGCAAACUCUACAAGAGCUGUCCCAAAGCCAUGAAGAGGCUCGUCGCCGACUGCAUCCAGAAGUCCAAAGACGACCGGCCGCUGUUUCCCCAGAUCCUGUCCUCGAUCGAGCUGCUCCAGCACUCGCUCCCUAAAAUAAACCGCAGCGCGUCGGAGCCGUCGCUCCACAGAGCCUCGCACACCGAGGACAUCAACGUCUGCACGCUGGCGCUCUCCUCCGCCUUCAAGUGACGCCGUGUUCCUGCGCUCCGUCUAGUGUACUCCGUGUUAGGUCUUUGGUUCACCCGCUCGAGCUGGACCUCUCUUCAGUGCCGAGGGAACGCUAACAGCACUUUCUUCCUCUUUGAUCUGUACCGAGCGGGACCGCUCCGAGCUCCGCCGGCUUUCGUCACCCGUACAAUCACGUGCCUGGAAGCCGAGGCCCCGGCUGUAUACUCCCUAAGUGCCAGUGCCGCUCGUGGCUUUAUCGAAACGCCUCCUAGCACAAGGUGUAGGGAGCACUUUACCAUCUUGUGUCUUGCUGUCUCUUUGACUGUGUGUAUGUUACAGAAAUCCAAGAAGGAAGAGUGGGUAUUAACUUUAUCACGAGACUUACUAGGGAUCCGUUUUUUUUGGCUUUUAGUGGAAGAUUAACUUGUAAACUUGACAGAUUGUUUAUUCAUUGUAUUUUAAUAAAAUUAAGUUAAAUGCACCACACAAGCUCGGUUUUUAAGAUGAGAAGAUUAUGGCUUCUUGUCAAGCGCAGACGGCGCUUCGAGGUUAGCGGGACGGAACCGAUUUCUACGGACUCGACGGAUGCUCUGCAGCCAAUGGGUGCCGUCAGAACGAGAUGAAAACAUCACAAUAAUCCACAGCACUCCGGUCCAUCGGUGAACAUCUGGAGAAGAAAAACGCUGAGACAAACCAAGACGUCUUUCACUUCAAACUGUUGCUUACAAAAUAUCCAUAAUAAAAUGCAUAGUCCGUAAUACUGCUAUUCUUUUAAGAAAAAUCUGAUGUUGGUCUGAAUAAAUGCUGAAAUUAA
Molecule: messenger RNA, 2843 nt
Organism: Puntigrus tetrazona (Sumatra barb)
Lineage: Eukaryota; Metazoa; Chordata; Actinopteri; Cypriniformes; Cyprinidae
Gene: raf1b
Product: Raf-1 proto-oncogene, serine/threonine kinase b
Exons: 17
Coding region: 179-2050 (623 amino acids)
Biological process (GO): protein phosphorylation; signal transduction
Cellular component (GO): mitochondrion; plasma membrane; cytosol
Molecular function (GO): ATP binding; protein kinase activity
Source: RefSeq, a predicted model, not a curated record